AUGGCUACCGCAGGCAAAGGAAAGCCGGAGGGCCUCCUAGGUCUCACUCAAAGUGAAGCCCGACUCCUGCUCCUUGGCGUUCUUUACACAGACGGCACCGGCAAGGUCGAUUUCGAGAAGUUGGCCAUUAAAGCGCCUUACAAGAACGUGUCUUCCGCUUCUAGCUCGUACCGCCAGGCUAAGAGACGUUUCCUCCUUGCCAACGGCGUUGCAGAGCCCAGUUCAGCCAGUGCCCAGAUCACUCCGCCCAAGAAAGCCCCCGCGAAGAGAAAGAGUGCUGCUGCUACCCCUGCCCCUGUCGACACUGACGCUGUGAGAGGCAACGAUGACGAUUUCGUUCCAGAGCGCGAGGAGCCUGUGUCUCCGACUCCGACCCCCAAGCCAAAGCGCCAGCGCAAGACGGCGUCCAAGGUGCAGCCGCAGGUUAUUAUCAACAACGAUCCUGAAAGGGAGCAAGACACCUACACCACUCCAACCAAGCCCGAGCAAAAGCAACUCGAGGCGGAACUCGCCAAUUCCCUCAAAUUCGAGAGCCCCUUCGCCACAAGACUCGAGGCCUGGAGAGCCGAAGAGCGACAAAUCAUGGCUGACAUCAACGUGGACGCCGAGUUUGAGGAAAUGGAGCGCAACAGGGAGUUGGCUGAAACCAUGAGUGACAGUGCGUGGCUCGCUUCUCUUCCUGAUACUUGA
Messenger RNA from Aspergillus mulundensis, 690 nucleotides. RefSeq names its product putative histone h1.3. The record is from RefSeq and is a predicted model, not a curated record. The coding region runs from base 1 to 690 and encodes 229 amino acids. The transcript is spliced from 3 exons. Lineage: Eukaryota; Fungi; Ascomycota; Eurotiomycetes; Eurotiales; Aspergillaceae.